Messenger RNA from Apis mellifera (honey bee), 2831 nucleotides. Its product is annotated as nucleolin 1. The coding region runs from base 102 to 2459 and encodes 785 amino acids. The transcript is spliced from 5 exons. The record is from RefSeq and is a predicted model, not a curated record. Gene Ontology annotation, cellular component: nucleolus; nucleoplasm. NCBI's taxonomy places the organism in Eukaryota, Metazoa, Arthropoda, Insecta, Hymenoptera, Apidae.
UCGCGUUCGAUUGUAGCGCCAUACAUAUAAGAAUGGAGAACGUGUGUGAUUAUCGUGCAUCCAAUUGCGGUUAACUUUCAAGCUCUUUUCACGCGUCCAUCAUGGCAUCCACUGAAGAACUGAGUGUCUCUGCCCUUGUAUACGAUUAUUUAUUGAAAAAAGACGCGUCACUGGCAAAGGUUUUUCAAAAGAAAACGAAAGCGCCCACAUUACCAAAAGGUGCACCGACAAUUCUAGAUGUAUAUCAACAUUAUCAAAAAACAUCUCAGAAAAAAUUAAAUGUAAAAGCACAAGCUAAAGACAGCAGUUCAGAUACAAGUUCAGAAAGUGAGGAAGAAACACCAAAAAAACUUUCUCAAAUAAAUGGUAAAACUACAGUUAAUGCUGUAAUAAAUAAUAAAAAAAAUGAAUCUUCUUCAGAAGAUACCUCCAGCGAAAAUGAAAAAGCACUCAAAGUAGUUACAAAAGCUAAAACUGCUGUUAAAACAUCCAAAGCAUCACCUGUAAAGAAAAAAGAAAGUACAGAUGAAAGUUCUUCAGAAGAGGAAGAAGAGACACCAAAAACACAACCUAAAGCAGUAUCAACACCUAAAAUAUCUAAAGAGCAAAAAUCUUCGGAUGAUUCUGAUUCUGAAAGUGAAGAAGAAUCUAAAACAAACAUAACCGCAAAAACAAAUACAAAAUCAAUUAUAACAUCUAAGACAAAGGUUGGAGCCAAUCAAAAGGAAUCUUCAAGUGAAGACAGUAGUGAAAGUGAAGAUGAAAGUCCAGUUAAGCCAGUAUUAAAAAAAGCAACGCCUAUUCCACCAACAAAAUCAACAGCAAAAAAGGAAGAAUCUUCCAGUGAUGAUUCCGAUGAUUCGUCAGAAGAAGAAAAUGCUAAACCACAAUUACCAAUCAAAGCUAAAUCGAAUAUAAAAUCUGCCAAUAUUACUAAACCACAGGAAUCAUCAAGUGAUGAUACUGAUGAUUCAUCAGAAGAAGCAACUGUUACAAAGACAACACCGAGUAUUAUUUCUAAAUCUAAUCAAGAAAAGAAAAAACAAGAAAAAAAUAUUCAACAAAAGAAAGAAGCAAUAAAAGGAAAACAAAAUAAAGGUUUAGUUACUAAAUCAACAGUAACAGUGACUAAAGAAGAAUCAUCAUCUAGUGAAGAAAGCAGUGAAGAAGAAGCUAAAAAAACUAACAUUCUUCAAUCAACAUCAGUUGCCAGUAAAAUUUCAUCUAAAAAGGAAGAGUCUUCUAGUGAAGAUAGUAGUGAAGAAGAACCACAAGUUAAAAAGGUCCAACCAGUAGCACCAUUUUCAUUCAUCACAAAAAAUGUUCCAGUUAAGAAAGAAGAGUCUUCAAGUGAAGAUAGCAGUGAAGAAGAACCACCAGUCAAAAAAGUUGCUGCUUCAAUAGCACCAGUAACACCAAAAAAAAUGUCUGUUAAGAACGAAGAAUCUUCUUCUAGUGAAGAUAGCAGUGAAGAAGAAGAAUCACCAACCAAAAAAUCUGUUUCUGCUAAAGUAACAUCAGCUAAUACUGUAAUUAAGAAAACAGAAUCUUCUACUGAAGAUUCUGAUGAUUCUGAUGAAAAUGAAAAAUCAGUUACAAAAUCAACAACAAAAUCAAUAGGAAAGAAAGAUGAGUCUAGUUCUGAGGAUUCAUCUGAAUCUGAAGAUGAAAAACCAGUACCUACCAAAACACCAGUACCUACAAAAACGAAAGCUGAUACUAAAAAGGAAUCGUCCAGUGAAGAUUCUGAUUCAGAUUCAUCAGAAGAAGAAAAACCAAAAACAAUUGUUUCAAAAUCAAAAACAACAGAAAUUAAACAAGAUACAGGAGAAAAGUCACAAAAAACACCUAAAGCUGAGAAAAGGAAACAUAAAGAAAUAGAACAAGAAAAAGAUGAUGAGGAUAUAGAAAAACCUCCAAUAAAAGCUCAAAAAAAUAACUAUAGUAAUUUCGUAAAGGCAAACAAUAGUUUUAAUAAUGACAAGCAACCAAAAAAUACUCCAUUUCGUCGUGUAAAGGACGAUGAGGUAGAAUUGGAUCCCAAAUUGGCAAACAAUUCUUUUGAGGCAAAGGAGGACAAUCAGGAAGAGGGUGGUUUUAAGAAACAUGGUGGAAGGGGUGGAUUUGGUGGAGGCAAAGGUGGUUUCGGUCGCGGUGGAUUUAAGGGAGGUCGGGGCGGUGAUAAAGACAGGGGUGGACGCGGGGAUAGGGGAGGUAGAGGUGGUUUUAAAGGUGGUCGAGGAAAUUUUAGGGGUGGUUUCGAUAACAGAAGAUCAUGGGGUGGGAACGAUAGGGGGAAUGAUAACGAAGGAGGCAAGUCCGACGGAUUUAGGAAAUCAUGGGGUAAUAGUGAAAGAGGUGGUCGCGGUGGAUUUAGAGGGGGUAAAGGCAAUUUUGACAGAAAAAGAUCAUUCGAUAGUGCGCCGGUACAAAAUAAAAAAAUAACGUUUGACGAUUGAUGAUGAUAAAGAUAUAUAUAAAGAAAGGUGCUCGUGGUUCUUGGGGAGAAAAAGCGAAUCAAGACCUCAAAUACACGAGAGGAAAGUCAUUUCGUCAUGAAAAGACGAAGAAAAAACGUGGUAGCUACCGCGGCGGUCAAAUAGAUACUAGCGUCAAUUCUAUUAAGUUUGACGAUUGAAUAAACAUUAUAUUGUAAAAUAUAAAUGAACAUGUUUUAACAUUAGUAACUCGUAUAUUUAGUUAAGUGAACAGAUAGAAAAAUAUUAGGACCGUUUAAGUUUACCUUAAUAAGACACUUUGUUAAUAUCUUUGAAAACACAACACAAUUAACGCUAUGUUACAAUCAUAGAAUAUAAAUUUUAUUCAUUUUA